GUUACUUGCUAUAGACCCUGAUAUCAUAAAAACAAAGCACACUAGCCAACACAAAUCUAAGCCAUGUCUACUCCCGCGUCAUCGAAAACAUCAGCAGCGGCCUCGUACCACCCGGACGGUUACAAAACAUCGGCAGCGCUUCGCCGAGCCCGGAAUCCGUUCUUGUACAGGAACGCAUUUACCGGAGCCGCCGUGGUAGCGUUCAUAGGAGGGGUGUACUUUUACUCGAUCCAGGCUGUCAAGCAGGAAGAUUUCGGUGAUGUCGAAGACCUCCUCCCGCCCGCCUCUCAAAGAGCGACGAUGAAGACGAUCGAAGAAGAAUUAGCGGAAAAACGAUCUGCACAAUCCCUUCCCCUGACACACGCCUUGCCUGCAGAGAGCAAUACGUCGAGACCGUCGGAUGCUAUGCCGCCGCUCUUCGGAUCCGUUGAUCCGGAUUACGAUCCGGGGAAUGCUUCUUCCUUGCCUCUUUCUUCGACGAACUCGAGCCUGAAUAGGGCCCCGAGUUCUUCCCCCUUCAAAGUCUACACCACCCCCACAGGGAACGAUAUCAACAAGGGCACCACAGGCAACUAUACCGCCGAGGAACAGUUCGCCAUGUUCAGAUUACCGUUCUUCAAAGGAAAGCAGUAUAGGGCUGGGGUUGAUGUGGAUAAUGUGGGGAGGACGGGGGAUAGGUGGGCUUGAGCUUGAAGUCAAGAGGGAUGAGGUGGAGGGUGGAGGGUGGAUCUGGGGGAUGUCGUUUAGCGGGAGGGGAUGAGGGUAUGAACCGGAGCGAGGUUGGGGGAAGAUGGAGCGGGUGGGAAUGGGUAGAUGGGUUUUAAGAAGCGGGUCGGGAGAGGCUCUGUCCAUGAGCUUGGUUCCCAGUCACCUAAGGCGUAGGAAGGUCAUCGUGAUACUCGGUCGGAAUACGACUGGACAGGGAGACAGAAGAUGAAGACGAUACCGCUCGGGGAGAUUUAUCUGCUAAGACAAGAAACGGUUGGGAGAUUCGGUGGAGUGCGAGAUUCCGCCUGACAUACGUAUGGGCGCGAGGCACGAAGCCUUGUUGUAUAGUAUAUACCUGUAGCACGCCUUGUUACCACAACAGCAACAACAACUCAUAGUCAUCAGUUUCGUCG
Molecule: messenger RNA, 1121 nt
Organism: Filobasidium floriforme
Lineage: Eukaryota; Fungi; Basidiomycota; Tremellomycetes; Filobasidiales; Filobasidiaceae
Exons: 3
Coding region: 64-687 (207 amino acids)
Biological process (GO): mitochondrial respiratory chain complex IV assembly
Cellular component (GO): mitochondrial inner membrane
Source: RefSeq, a predicted model, not a curated record